GCGCGGCGGGGGGCGGGCCUCUCCCGUCCAUUGUUCUCGGUGCCCCUCGGGCUUGAGCCGCGGAGAGUACGGAGGGGCCGGGCCGUGCCCGGGGGCGCUUUGGCGCGCGGAGUGGCUGCGGAAGCCCGACCCGGGCUCCCGAGAGCCAGACUACUUGUUGAAAUUUGAGGCAGGAGGUGUCUCUUCCGUGAGCCUCGCUCUAGAAGAUUGAGGUUCAAGGUUAGAGGCCUGGGCGAUCGCCCUGGGAAGGUGAAUGAUGGCUGCAGAGGGGCCGAGAGUAACCAGCUCCCUGAGCCCCUUGGUCCAGGUGCCUCAAGAGGAAGACGAACAGGAGGAGGUCACCACCAUGAUCCUGGAGGAUGACUCUUGGGUGCAGGAAGCUGUAUUGCAGGAAGAUGGCCCUGAGUCAGAGACCUUUCCCCAGAGUGCUGGCAAGGGUAGCCCCCAUGGGGAGGCCGCCGGAGGGCCGCAGGGUGCACUUGGCCGCCUCCGAGAGCUCUGUCGGCGCUGGCUGAGGCCGGAAGUGCACACCAAGGAACAGAUGCUGACCGUGCUACCAAGGGAAAUUCAGGCCUGGCUGCAAGAGCAUCGUCCCGAAACCAGUGAGGAGGCCGUGGCCCUGGUGGAGGACUUGACCCAGACCCUUCAGGAGGGCGAUUUUGAGAUCCAGAGUGACAAUGGGGAGAACUCCAGUCAGGAUCUAUUUGAGGACGCCGAGCCACAUGAGAUGUUCUCAGAAAUGCCAGAAGGGGAAGGCAUUCCGCAAUCCGACUGGGAAAGUGACUCUGAGAGAGACUGUGGCUCCAGGGGGCCACCGAGGAAUGCCCCGAGUGGGGACCACAGGGAGGUGCCCACACAGGGCAGGGAAGUCGGGCAGCUCAUCGGCCUUCAGGGCACCUAUCUGGGUGAGAAGCCCUACGAGUGUCCCCAGUGUGGGAAAACCUUCAGCCGGAAAUCCCACCUGAUCACCCAUGAGCGGACCCACACGGGAGAAAAAUAUUACAAAUGCAAUGAAUGCGGGAAAAGCUUUAGUGAUGGUUCCAACUUCAGCAGACACCAAACCACCCACACGGGGGAGAAACCUUACAAAUGCAGAGACUGUGGGAAAAGCUUUAGCCGGAGUGCAAACCUCAUCACCCACCAGAGGAUCCACACAGGAGAAAAGCCCUUCCAGUGUGCCGAGUGUGGCAAGAGUUUCAGCAGGAGCCCCAAUCUUAUUGCCCACCAGCGAACCCACACGGGUGAGAAGCCCUACUCGUGCCCCGAGUGUGGGAAGAGCUUCGGCAACCGGUCCAGCCUUAACACACACCAGGGCAUCCACACAGGCGAAAAGCCGUACGAGUGCAAGGAGUGUGGGGAGAGCUUCAGCUAUAACUCCAACCUGAUCCGGCACCAGCGGAUCCACACAGGCGAGAAGCCCUACAAGUGCGCUGAGUGCGGGCAGAGGUUCAGCCAGAGCUCAGCGCUCAUCACACACCGGAGGACACACACUGGCGAGAAGCCCUACCAGUGCGGUGAGUGCGGCAAGAGCUUCAGCCGCAGCUCCAACCUGGCCACACACCGCCGCACACAUCUGCUGGAGAAGCCCUACAAGUGCGGCGAGUGUGGCAAGAGCUUCAGCCAGAGUUCCAGCCUCAUCGCGCACCAGGGCACGCACACUGGCGAGAAGCCCUAUGAGUGCCUGACGUGCGGGGAGAGCUUCAGCUGGAGCUCCAACCUCCUCAAGCACCAGCGAGUUCACACCGGCGAGAAGCCAUACAAGUGCACUGAGUGUGGCAAGGGCUUCAGCCAGCGCUCGCAGCUCGGGGUGCAUCAGCGGACGCACACUGGCGAGAAGCCCUACCAGUGCCUAAUGUGCGGCAAGAGCUUCAGCCGGGGCUCCAUCCUCGUCAUGCACCAGCGCGCCCACUUGGGGGACAAGCCCUACCGCUGCCCGGAGUGUGGUAAGGGCUUCAGCUGGAACUCCGUCCUCAUCAUCCACCAGCGCAUCCACACGGGGGAGAGGCCCUACAAGUGCCCUGAGUGUGGCAAGGGCUUUAGCAACAGCUCUAACUUCAUCACUCACCAGAGAACGCACGCCAAAGACAAAGCCUACUGAGCUGGCUGAGGGCCAAUGGAGAGGGCGAUCAGGGCCCAGCCAUGAUGCCCCCAAAUGGUGACAUCCCUCCAGGAAAGCCAUUCUUCCCAAGAGGUCUCUAGGGACAUGGGCCAGAAUCUCACCCUCACUCAUCCCCGAUUCUAGUAUUUGCUGCCAUCUUAGAGCAUGGAGUCACACCCCCAGAGCAGAGGAGGGGAACUGAAGGCCACAGAGUUGGGUCUCUUUCCGUUUUGUUGCAUGACACGCGAUUGGCUUCCUCUCUCCUGGUCCUCCGGGCCUCAGUUUCCCCUUUGGUAGCACAGGGGGAGUGUUUCUCUUGGGGGACAGAAGACAGCAUGGCCCACAGCCCAGGCUGAGGCCUCAGAAAUACUGGAAAAUGACAGGUGCGGUCUGGUAGUUCUGCCGCCCCUUGGUCAGGCUAAGGUGCCUUCACCAGCAGCUCCUGCCAUGCCAGGCUGUUAGGUCAGAAGCAGCUUUCCCUGGCCUUGUGUCCUGGGCUUUGAUUCUCAAAUCAAAGGUCAAGGUAGAUGGAUUUUUCCAACUCAGUCAUCCAGAGGAAGGUAAAGCCCUUCUCUAGUUGUAGAAAGUGUCAGGGACCCAGAGACUGGAGGGAGUAUGGCCUGGAACCAGUGUCCCCGUAGCCUUUCCACUGAUAAGAGUUGAACAGCACCCACCAGGGAGGGUAGAAACUGAGGAGACGCACACCUUUGCUUAUGUCUCUGCUUACUGUCCUAUGGUAAGU
Molecule: messenger RNA, 2840 nt
Organism: Mustela lutreola (European mink)
Lineage: Eukaryota; Metazoa; Chordata; Mammalia; Carnivora; Mustelidae
Gene: ZSCAN2
Product: zinc finger and SCAN domain containing 2
Exons: 3
Coding region: 254-2098 (614 amino acids)
Biological process (GO): negative regulation of transcription by RNA polymerase II
Molecular function (GO): DNA-binding transcription repressor activity, RNA polymerase II-specific
Source: RefSeq, a predicted model, not a curated record